This is a messenger RNA of Panicum hallii, 792 nucleotides long. Its product is annotated as coiled-coil domain-containing protein 8 homolog. NCBI's taxonomy places the organism in Eukaryota, Viridiplantae, Streptophyta, Magnoliopsida, Poales, Poaceae. The coding region runs from base 1 to 792 and encodes 263 amino acids. The transcript is spliced from 3 exons. The record is from RefSeq and is a predicted model, not a curated record.
AUGGGCCCGGAGCCGGAGGCCACCACACCGCCGCGACCCGAAGCUGCCCCCCAGGAGGAGGGCACCAGGCCCGCUGCGACGACCGAGGCAUCGGCAACAGAGCCGGGCAUCGAGGUCGGGCCCUCUCCAGCUAAGCUAGCAGCAGAGGGGACCGCUGCCACGGCAGAGGCUGCAGCGCCAGAGGCAGUGGAGGUGGUGGAGGUCGCGGCGCCAGAGGCAGCGGAGGUGGCUGCACCGGAGGCGACAGAGGCGGCGGCACCGGAGGCAGCAGAGACAGCGGCACCGGAGGUCGCUGAAGUUGCCAGCAGCGCCGCCCCACUGGCAGAGGAGGAGGAACCGGAGUGGGAGAAGCUGGAGGCCGAGCGCCUCCGACUCUCCGACUGGGAGGUCCGCCUGGGCGACCGCAUCAACUCCGUCUCCGCCCGCUACGCCGAGGAGCGCGCCAAGCUCGCGCAGGGGCGCGAGCUUCUGCAGGAGGAGCUGGAGCAAGCUCGCGUCCGGGAGGCGGCGGCGCUCCAACGGGAGAAAGAGGCCAGGCGGCGGGAAACGGAAGCCCUUGAUGGGCUGAUCACCAUGGAGGAGAUGAAGCAGGCGGUGGCAGAUAGGGAUCGGGUCGCCCGGGAGCUGGCGGCCCAGGCCAGGAAGGCAUCAGCUGCGAUCGAGGCGGAGAAGUCCGCCCUCGCAGAUUUGGCGGCGGCGGCAGCAAAGAAAGAAGAAUGGCUGGCCGCCCGUGAAGCAGAGGAGGUGGCCCGGCUCCAGGAGGAGCUCCAGAAACGGGAAGAGGCCCUUUAA